UAAUGGUACGUGUACACUGUAGAGAAAAUCUACCUAGAUUUUAGAUUUAGAUACGUUCUCUAGGUGAGACUUGCCUAUGUUCUGUGUACACUAUAACAUAUUUUGGCCCUCGCUAGACCUUCGUAGAUAUUUCCUAGAUUAAUUCUAUACCAAUUUCUCUAUGUGGUGUGUACAUAACAUGGUAGAUUUGAUCUCGUAAAAACGUAUAGGCAUUAUUGCACCGUAGUUUGUUGGAAGUAGUUUGAAAUGUCGCGAAUUAAGAAAAUUGCAGCUGCCUCUGUUAUUUUAAUAACGAAGAAGAGAAAAAAUGUUGAGCUAAAAAACAAGAAGAGAAGGAUGUGGGUUAGGAGCUGGAUUUCAAUAAGACAGGAUAGUGGUUUUUUUGCUCAAUUGGUGAAAGAAUUACACAGCGAAGACAUGAAUUUAUUCGCUAACUUUUUACGCAUGAGUAAUAAGGACUAUGAAUACUUGCUUUAAAAAGUUGAACCAUUGAUUUGAAAACAAGAUACUCAUCUUAGGCUAGCUAUUUCACCUUCAGAACGGCUCAUGCUUACUUUACGGUUUUUAGCAACAGGAGAUAGCUAUCAUUCCCUGCAAUACCUUUUUCGGAUUCCAGUCACGACCAUUUCAAGGAUUAUACCUGAAGUUUGUGAAGCGAUAUUUACUGUGCUGAAAACGGAUUAUCUCCAGACUACAAAUGUUAGAAACCCAUCGAAAACAGCCAAAGAAGUACGAGAACAAUUUAAAAAUUAUUUUGUAUCCAAACAUGGUGAAGUCGCCUGGCAGUAUAAAUAUAUAUAAACAUAAUACCAUUUUAUCUGCUUAAUGUAAUAUAUGUUUCUAAUGCUGAAAAAAUGUUUACUCA
Molecule: messenger RNA, 865 nt
Organism: Acanthoscelides obtectus
Lineage: Eukaryota; Metazoa; Arthropoda; Insecta; Coleoptera; Chrysomelidae
Source: the annotation of a GenBank genome assembly